AUGUACGCCGCGAAUAGACUGCAAAGAUGGGCAUACGUGUUAUCAGCAUUUGAUUUCGAGAUAGUCUUCGUUAAAUCCGAACAGAACCCGGCAGAUUUUUUAUCGCGAAUAAAGCUUGAUAAUUACGGUAUCAGUCCGCCCGAACAACAAUGCGUGAAUUUUAUACACGAUAAUUGUCCGUUUAUAAUUAAUUGGCAUAAAAUAAAAACACAAACGCGCGUCGAUAGCACCUUAUCGCGUGUAAUUAGAGCCAUUAACACCGAUAAUUGGCCGACGGACGCGCACAAGGACGCGCACCUAAAACCGUAUUUCUCGCGCAAACAUGAAAUAACGACUGAACAAGACUGUCUCAUGUGGGGGUAUAGAAUUAUAAUUCCCGACAAGUUCAGAGCGGCAUUAUUGCGAGAGUUACAUUCUGUACAUUCGGGUAUGAGCAGCAUGAAAGCAAUAGCACGCUCGUAUUUCUGGUGGCCAAAGCUCGACAGCGACAUCGAGGACAUAGCGCGUAGGUGCGAAAAUUGUAUCCAAAUAAGACCGGCACCGCCGAGGGCCGUACUCUCCCCGUGGAAAUGGCCGGAGCAACCGUGGACACGUUUGCACGUGGAUUUUUUAGGUCCUUAUAAAAAUAAGAACUUUCUGGUUGUCAUCGACGCGACUUCGAAAUGGCUAGAAGCAUUCGAAACAAAUUUGUGUUAA
This is a messenger RNA of Macrosiphum euphorbiae (potato aphid), 696 nucleotides long. NCBI's taxonomy places the organism in Eukaryota, Metazoa, Arthropoda, Insecta, Hemiptera, Aphididae. The record is from the annotation of a GenBank genome assembly.